Molecule: messenger RNA, 4773 nt
Organism: Vollenhovia emeryi
Lineage: Eukaryota; Metazoa; Arthropoda; Insecta; Hymenoptera; Formicidae
Product: WD repeat-containing protein 48
Exons: 11
Coding region: 247-2376 (709 amino acids)
Biological process (GO): double-strand break repair via homologous recombination; protein deubiquitination
Molecular function (GO): ubiquitin binding
Source: RefSeq, a predicted model, not a curated record
UCAUGAACGGGGGGAUCCCGGCUCGAGUGUAGUCACAGAGGAUCGACGGCACCGUCGAUCUUCUUCUCACGGUGAUUGUCACGCGCGCUGUGAUGACGAUUAGUACGGCAACCAAGACGAUGCCGCGAGCUCGGAGCAACCUGAACGGAGCCUCCGUCGCAGCCUGAACGAGACGUAGACGCUUCGCGAUCUCUCUGCGCUUUCCUCCUUUCCGUCGAGACGCCGCACCAAGCGCUCCCGGGCGCAAUGGCAGCUCACAAGACGGGCGGGCAGAGCGCCCGUAAGAAAGUACAGGUGUCUAUGGUCAUAAGAGACGAGGUGGAGAAGCAGCACAGGGCCGGCGUUAAUUCCUUGCAGUACGAUCCGGCUCUGCACAGGCUCUAUUCCGCUGGUAGAGACAGCAUCAUAAGGAUAUGGAAUUGCAGGAACAUGAAGGAGCCAUACAUCCAAUCCAUGGAGCAUCACACGGAUUGGGUUAACGAUAUAGUGCUAUGCUGUAGUGGCAAAAAUCUUAUAUCCGCAAGUUCCGACACCACAGUCAAGGUGUGGAAUGCGCAUAAAGGUUUCUGUAUGUCCACUCUGCGCACGCAUAAGGACUAUGUCAAAGCGUUAGCGUAUGCCAAAGAUAGAGAACAAGUCGCUAGUGCGGGUCUGGACAAGUCGAUAUUUUUGUGGGAUGUUAAUACAUUGACUGCUCUCACUGCGAGUAAUAACACAGUCACAACGUCGUCCUUGAGUGGAAACAGAGACUCUAUAUAUAGCCUCGCUAUGAAUCAGAUCGGCACCAUUAUUGUCAGCGGUAGCACCGAGAAAGUUCUUCGGGUGUGGGAUCCGCGAUUUUGUACCAAGCUCAUGAAACUUCGUGGUCACACGGACAAUAUUAAAGCACUAGUUCUCAACAGGGAUGGGACCCAGUGUUUAUCAGCGAGUUCCGAUGGCACUAUUAAAUUGUGGUCACUUGGCCAACAAAGAUGCGUGCAAACAUUUAGAGUUCACAAAGAAGGCGUAUGGGCGUUAUUGGCAACGGACAAUUUUAGCCACGUAAUAUCCGGAGGCAGGGACAAGAGGGUGGUGAUGACAGAGUUGAGCUACGCGGAGAGGUAUACAGUUAUUUGCGAGGAGAAGGCACCUAUACUCAAAAUGGCUAUGACGCCGGAUCAAUCGAGUAUUUGGGUUGCCACGAGCGAAUCGACCAUUAAUAAUUGGCCAAUAAGCCAAAAAGAUUGGCAGGAAUUAGGAAUCGGAGAUUGUUGCGAUUCCACAAGUACUGUACCGGGCAAUAUUUUAAGGAACAUUGAACCUGCACAGAAGAUACUGGGUGGUCCUGCCAUAAGGCAUUAUCAUAUAUUAAAUGACAAAAGACACGUGUUAACUAAGGAUACGGAAGAGACUGUCGCGCUAUAUGAUGUAUUAAAGGCAUGUAAAAUGGAAGAUUUAGGCAGAGUCGAUUUUGAGCAGGAAUGUAAAAAGAGAAACAAAAUGGUGUAUGUUCCAAACUGGUUUAACGUCGAUCUCAAAACGGGGAUGUUGACUAUACAUUUAGGACAAGACGAAAACGAUUGCUUCUCUGCAUGGGUUUCGGCCAAAGAGACCGGUCUAGCGGAGAACGACGCUGUAGAUCAAAAAGUGAAUUAUGGGAACCUUCUGCUGCAAGCGUUACUCGAACACUGGUGGAGACCGUUACAUGCCGACGACGAGAACGAGGGUAACGGUAAUGACGGAAACGGUCCUAUGCACACGAGAGGAGGGAAUCCAUACUUUUCAGUUCCUAGUCAUACACCUGUCAUCUUCAGCGAAGUGGGGGGUAGAACCAUCUAUCGACUAUUGGUUCGAGAUGCCGCGGGAGAAACUGAGGGUGUCCUAUUGAACGAGACCGUACCGCCAUGGGUGGUGAAUAUCGUAGUGGAUAAGAAUCUUCCACAAUUCAUUAAAAUACCCUUCUAUCUUCUUCCACACGCUUCUUCGGGUGUAAAGAGUUUGAAAAAGGAUCGUUUGAUAGCAAAUGAUUUUAUACAAGUACGUAAAGUGGCCGAGCAUGUUUACGACAAAGUGCUCGGUGCGGGAAGCGACUCGGGUUCGGUGGCUGGUGGUGGAAAUACUGUUUCCAGCGGAUCCCCGGCUGGCGAUAGGACCAACACAGACUCCAAUGCUGAUAAUUCUUCGCUGGCCGAGGAAAAAGUUGAACUCUUGUGUAACGAUCAGGUCUUGGAUCCUUCGAUGGAUUUGAGAACAAAUAGUGGAAAAUACAUGGGCUACUUGCAGAAUAUGGUACCGUGUACCACCUUCUUCUUAGGAAAUGAUCACCUGGAUUUAACGGAUGUUUCAUGUGACGUUGAGGCGGAGGCUAAAGAAAGCGAGGCGUAUCUGGAGUAUUAGGACAUAACGUAAAGUUCUAAGGCAAUAAUGUGUGGAAGUAUUAAUUGUAAAUUGCUCACUUUUAUACACUUGCAUCCUGCGGCCAAAUUCACACAACAGAGAGCAUUACUCGAUCUGCUUGAGAAUAUCAUGCUUUUUGUACCUGGAUAUAGAAUUUUAAGUGCUUCUUGUCAGCCAUAUAUCGUCUUCCCACUUUAACAGUAUCAAUAAGAUCGUAUGGCACAAAUGCAGCAAAGAAAAGGGGGAUAGACUGCAUGGCCGAGGAAAUUCUUCAUUUCGUUAGGUCUAAUGGGGCCCAGGUGAUCCUCACAAAUGCUUCUCAAAGUUUCUUUAUUAAUUCUAUUUUAGCAUAAUCAGUACAUAGGAUUGUCUUCUUUUAGUAUUGUAAUAAAAGUAUUCAAUAUUUAUUCAGAGUAUAAGAAAUUAUACAGUACGUUUUGUUAUAUGCAUGCAUGCAAAAUGUGUACUCCACACCUGCCUUGUUAUAUUAGAGAGCGAGAAAAAGGAAAAAAAUUAUAUAUAUAUAUAUGAAAGAGAGAGAUAUGUCAAUUUACCAUUAAUCAAAUUAUAUUUGAAUAGCCAAAUUAGAAGUUCAAUAUUUCCUAUUGUUCAGAUAGGAAAUAAGAGAAUGUAUUUGUCUGCGAUGUAAUAAGGUCAAAUUCUGUCAUGAUCAAAGCUAGUAAGAUAUAAAUGUGAGGCAUAUACAUUUAUUUAAAACCAAAAAAUUAAAUUUGUAAGAUACCAUUGAUAAUAUAUAUGUAUAUAUCUGUCCAAGGAUAUACAGUAUUCAACAGAAUUUGAUCUUUGAGAAAAUUUAUGAGUAAAAAAUAUAGUUGUUUUUAAGUUAACAUUCGAGUUUGUCUAGAUUAUAAACUGUGUAUAUACAAACACGACUGUGAAUAAUGUCCAUUAAUAAUAAUAGUAUGCCAUGUGAAUAAAAAUUUAACAGAUCUUAUUGUGCAAACAACUCAGAGCCAAUAAUAUUUGCUAUUACUGCAAAGAGUUAAAUUAUCAGGAAAGAAAUUUUACUAGUUUUAAUAUACUCUGUGAGAUACAAUAUUGCUUGCGUUUUCAAAGUUAUGGGUACAUGAGCGCAAUCUUAAUAAUUGUAAAUAAUAUUUUGUUAUUUUAAUUAGAUUACAAUUUUACCAAGCUUGGAUUUACCUCGAUUUGGUAAUGCUAAUGUUUACGUACAUUAGGAAUUAUUUGCUGUCGCUUGUUUUCGUUUUCUAUCCAAAUAUAUAUUUUUAAGACACUGAAAGAGAGAGAGAGAGAGAGCAUUUCUCAAUUGAGUGAAGAUACAUGCGUGGCUGGCAAAAAUUGUAUCAUCCUAGUUAAGAAUGCCUUAUUUGUUAUCUUUACACGAGUUGUUUCGAAAGAAAUUGCAGUCAAAACUUGUAUUUUUUUAAAACGUUAUUAAAUCUUAGAAUAAUUUUUCAAACCAAUGUAAAUUAGAUUAUACUACGAAAAAUAGUUGGCUUUUAAAUAUCUUGAUAUGAUGUAUCGCAAGGGAUGUAGAAAUUGUAAAUUGCUUUCAAUUUGAAAUUAUUUUAAUUAUUUAUUACAACUAGUAUGAUUUUAAUCACGUAAUAAUUCUCUGUAAUCAACCAAUUGUUCAGUUCAUUGCGUAUAGUCUGCGAAAAUGUACAGAUUAGUAUUCUCUAUAUAGAUUUCUCGUUGAUCAAGGUUCAUUGUGUUUUUUUUACCAUAUACUUACUUCAAAUGCAUUCGUUACUAUAAUGCGAGUAAUCAAGAUGUGCCUGGUCAUAGAUUAUAAGUUACAGGGGGCAUUUUAAUAAUGGCUUGUAUUGAUAUUUAAAACACAGUUGCAAGAAAAGUACAUUAACAUGUCUCUUUUACAUUAUCAACGAUAAAUCAUAAAAGUUACCACAAAGUUAUCAACAUGAAUUUUUAUAUUAUAUUCUUUACUAUUUAUUCUGUAGCAAGCAUGUAAUAUUAUUUCGUUAAAGAUGGUACAUUUAAGUUGUCUCAUGUUCAAUACACGAUAUUUUUGCACGGACAAACGACGUAAUAUGUGUUACUAUGAGAGCGUUAAUAGUGUAAAAAUCAAAAUAUCGAUUUAAUCAAUCUUCAACCCCUACGUAAAAAGAAAUACGAUUAAAAAAAAAAUAGCAAAUUCUGGUGCCAAAUUUUCUACCGAAAACGAUACUCGCAGAGCACCGUACAUUUCUGACAGACAUUUUCUUUGUGUAAAUCAGUUUCAUCGUUAGGUACAGGUGUUUUACAGUGGUACUACUUACGACAUAAGGCUAUAUGGCGAAAGAUUAAAUUUAUAAUUUUUAGAAGGAUUAAUAUUAUAUAGACUAAUAUCGUCUCUAAAGGAUGGAAUGCUUGUGUCAGUGAUUGCUUUGUAAAAUAUAUCUUACUCUGUCCCGA